GCACGCAUCUCUAGGCCGCCGAACGAAAUUCGUCAAAAGCGAGCUGCAGAAAGAUUGAGCAAAACUUCUUCGGGACCCGAUCUCAGCCAGAUCCCACCUAUCGAUAAUGGAGGAAUGAGAAAAUCGGAGAGCGCAAAUCGACUCUCUGAGGUAGGAGAAAAGAACCUUUUUUUUUUUUUUUCAAGUUUAUAUGAUUUGAUUAACAAUUUGCAAUUCGCUGCAGAGAUAGAGAGAUAUUCGUAUAGAAUCUUUGCAUAAUUGGUAGUUUAAGGUAAUGGUUGAGUUCUAUUAGUUUGAAUUUUGAUUUUGACUUGAAUGUGUUCUUUUUAUGCUUGUUUUAGAUUAGGUUUGCCAACCUCAAGUAGUUAUUACAAAACCAUACUUAUGUUUGCAAAGUGCUGCCGUGAUGGAAACUUGGCCUUUUGAUUCUGUGAACACGGAUCACCUCCUUUGGAGUCUGGGAUUCGCAUACAUCAGUUUUUGAAGGAGUUUUGAGCACCACUUUACUUGACAAGUCACCCAUAUCUAUGCCAUCCAGUAGAUGGUUAAAUGCUGAUAAAAGCCCUUUCCAGCUAACCUUUGUUAAUCAGGUGAAGCGAUGUGCAGAGAUGUCAAGAAAGCUGCGCUUUUUUAAGGAUCAAAUCAGUAAAGCUGGUCUGCUUGGGUCUAUACGUCCAGUUUCACAACCAGAUAUUGAGUUGGAGGAAUUAGAGUUUCAACUUGGUGAGCACGAACAUGAGCUAAUUGAAAUGAACUCUAAUAGUGAAAGACUUCGACAAUCAUACAAUGAGCUCCUGGAGUUCAAGAUGGUAUUACAAAAGGGGUUUUAA
Rosa rugosa (rugosa rose) is the source of this 830-nucleotide messenger RNA. Its product is annotated as V-type proton ATPase subunit a1-like. The coding region runs from base 528 to 830 and encodes 100 amino acids. The record is from RefSeq and is a predicted model, not a curated record. The transcript is spliced from 7 exons. Gene Ontology annotation, biological process: proton transmembrane transport; vacuolar acidification. Gene Ontology annotation, cellular component: vacuolar proton-transporting V-type ATPase complex; proton-transporting V-type ATPase, V0 domain. Gene Ontology annotation, molecular function: proton-transporting ATPase activity, rotational mechanism; ATPase binding. NCBI's taxonomy places the organism in Eukaryota, Viridiplantae, Streptophyta, Magnoliopsida, Rosales, Rosaceae.